AUGUAUGAUAUGAAACUCACAUCGCUCGAAUUCCACCCUCCACCAUACGUGAAGUACGUAGUGUUGUCUGCCAUCACGUCAGGAUGUGGGCAGAGCGGCAAGAUUUGCUGCGGAAAGAACCUGUCAAGCACUUUCACCGGUGGGCCAUCUUUGGCAGAGAUAUAUUCCAACCGAUUCGGUCAACAACAAUCCGACUCCAUGAAUACUCCCAUCCUUUGGCCGUCGCCGCUGGAUACUUCGCGAUCGAGGAAUAGGCGCCUGCUAGCCACUCGACCCGAUCGGUUCUACCACCUUCUCACUGUGUUUCACUUGACUCUGUGCUCCGAUCAGUGCCAUUUCUGCGAGCAUAAGAUGAUUGCCGAAGUUCUUGGCCCCGUGUUGGGGCCGGUGGUCAGGCACCCCAGCGGUGCCGCGGCCAAACGCCGCAGGAUACGUUGCGCUGGCUCGAAGAAUCCGGCUCGCGAAUUGUCCCGCGCCCAGCGCGGCUUUUACAUAUUCGGCAACGCAGCGAUGGUCACGCGCGCAGACAAGCUCUGGUGGGACAUCGGCUCGGUUCUCAACCAGCUGCUGGCCGCGCUGGAAGUGAUGCUCCGAUUUCUGAUCAAUUCGGGUUGGAUAGGUGCGGUAGGUUGGAGGUUUAUGGAUGGGUCGCGGGUCGCUAUCAUCCGUAACGACAAGCUUGAGCUCGAGAAAUUGAUCGCGCUCAAGCCGACACAGAGGUGGGUGACGAAGGUGGAAAACCUUCACCGGAGCACUCACCCGGAGCAAUGA
This is a messenger RNA of Tricharina praecox, 771 nucleotides long. RefSeq lists its product as uncharacterized. NCBI's taxonomy places the organism in Eukaryota, Fungi, Ascomycota, Pezizomycetes, Pezizales, Pyronemataceae. The record is from RefSeq and is a predicted model, not a curated record. The transcript is spliced from 7 exons. Bases 1 to 771 code for a protein of 256 amino acids.